Molecule: messenger RNA, 1365 nt
Organism: Debaryomyces tyrocola
Lineage: Eukaryota; Fungi; Ascomycota; Pichiomycetes; Serinales; Debaryomycetaceae
Source: the annotation of a GenBank genome assembly
AUGAUUAUGUAUAUGGAUAAAGCUACUUUAUCAUACAGUUCCAUCUCUGGAUUCUGGGAAGCUACUGGAUUAGAUCAAGAUAAAUAUAAUAAUGUUAACACAAUAUUUUACGUUGGGUUCAUCGUCGGUCAAUUACCAGGUACUUAUUUAAUUCAAAAAUUAUCAAUCAGUAAAUUAAUUUUUGGUAUUACAUUUUUUUGGUCCUUGGAUAUUUUCUUGCAUUGUGCGGCUUAUAAUUAUGCGGGUGUUAUAGUGUUAAGGUUUUUCCUCGGAUUACUUGAAUCGGUUGCAAUACCAAUUAUGCUUACCACCAAUGGUAUGUUUUUAAGUCAGCAUGUUAGAGAACUGACUCAGCCAGUUUUCUACGCUUCAUGUAUGGCAUCACCUAUCCCAAUUGGGUUCAUAAGUGACGGUGUCUUGUACGCUGGUGCAGACAUUGGUGAUUGGCGAGUCUUGAAUAUUAUUAUAGGCGGAUUAACCUUAAUCUUACCCGUAUUUGUUUUCUUCUCAUACCCAGAUAAUCCAAUUAAUGCAUCUUUUUUGACCACAGAAGAAAAGGUCUGGGUCAUUAGAAAAGUUCAAAAUACUUCCCACCAGUCUAUUGAACAAAAAAUGUUCAAAAAACGUCAUGCAAUUGAAGCUUUCAAAGAUCCAAUUUCUUGGUUAAUCGUUGGUUUCUUCCUUUUACAACAGUUAGCUAACAACUUACCUUAUCAACAAACAAUCUUGUACGAGGAAAUGGGUGGGUUAAGUAAUUUAAACUCAACUUUAGUGACAGUUGCAGGAGCUGGAUUUGCUGUAUUUGCUGUAUUUUGGUCAUUAGCUGCAUGUCUUUUCAUGAUAUGGAAACCAAGAAAGACUUGUCUCACAAUUAUUUGGUCCACCUUACCAUCCCUUGCUGGUUCAAUUGCUGCUGUUUCCAUUCCAUUGACUAAUGCUACAGGUGUAUUGACAGCUAUUUCCUUAGCCUCACAAUCCUUUGGUGUUGGAUGGAUUUGUGCAUUUGGUUUAGGACAAAGCACUGCAGGUGCAAGUUAUACCAAGAGAUUGGUCAGAAAUGCAAUGAUCAUGGUUUCAUAUUCUGUUGCAAACAUUAUCUCACCACAACUAUGGAGAGCUAAGGGUGCUCCUAAUUAUAUCCCUGCAUGGGUUGUUCAAAUUGUCCUAAGUUUUUUCACUGCCCCAGUUUUGAUUGGUACUGUAUGGUUUAUUUUACAUAGAAGAAACAAAGAGAGAUUAACAACUUUGGAUGAAAAGCUGAAGGUUGGUCAUGUCAAGAACGAAGAAGGGGAAGUUUUCGAAGUUAACGUUGUUGCUUUAGAUCUUACAGAUUUAGAAGAUAAAACUUUCAUUUACCCAACUUAA